AUGCCGGGACCGUCCGAUCUGUCCGCUCUUCCCGGCCCAACAACACCGCGUAAGGCCAGGAAGCCUCAGACACCGGCGAGACAGCUCGCCCUACCGCCUACUCCAGAAAGCUUGCCAAAAGCUGCCAAGCGGCCUCGACGCUCAGCGGUGCAAUCAGCGUCAGGGGCGGCAGAACCGUCGGCAGCAGGACCAAGCGUAGAACCUGCUACGAUUGGGCAAGAUGGACAUACGGGAAAAAUACAUCUCGCUCAAGAGCGUCUGAUGCAUGACCCAUGGAAGCUAUUGGUGAUGACCACUCUCUUGAACAAGACCUCUGGCCGAGCCGUACGCCCCAUAUUCGAGAUCCUCCUUCAGCGGUAUCCGACCGCUCAUGACUUGUCUAUAGCGAGCAUCCCAGACAUGGCAGACCUCCUCUACCCGCUCGGCCUCUUCAAUCAGCGUGCCUCCUCUCUCAUCCGCUUCUCGCAGCAGUAUCUCAAUCUCGGCUGGCCAGUCACGACUAGGGAGGGCUCUGCACCACUAUCGAAUGGACACACGCCGCUGAACAGUCCGAUACCUGCUGACCUGGACGUCAAGGUCUUCUACGGGUCUGGGAUCUACGCUUCAGACAGUUUCAGGAUAUACUCGCCCUUACUUCCGGGCGGCGGUGCGACUCACAAGGAGGCGGAAUGGACUGCCCAAUGGGCAGAGGCGGUGAAUGGGAUGCAUCGUGCCGGGAGAGCCUUCGGUGUGACGGGAGUGCGAGAUGCUGGAGUCGAGGCGCUUGCCAGCUAUAUGACCGAUAUCGAUACGGAUCCAGCAGAGGAAGAGUGGCGGAGAGUCAGACCUACAGGUAAAGGAUCGCUCAUCGUAAAGAAAGAAGGUCGCAGCUGA
Dioszegia hungarica is the source of this 873-nucleotide messenger RNA. RefSeq lists its product as uncharacterized. Gene Ontology annotation, molecular function: DNA binding; catalytic activity. Gene Ontology annotation, biological process: base-excision repair. Gene Ontology annotation, cellular component: nucleus. Lineage: Eukaryota; Fungi; Basidiomycota; Tremellomycetes; Tremellales; Bulleribasidiaceae. Bases 1 to 873 code for a protein of 290 amino acids. The transcript is spliced from 3 exons. The record is from RefSeq and is a predicted model, not a curated record.